This is a messenger RNA of Beta vulgaris subsp. vulgaris (sugar beet), 1414 nucleotides long. RefSeq names its product sec-independent protein translocase protein TATC, chloroplastic. The record is from RefSeq and is a predicted model, not a curated record. Gene Ontology annotation, biological process: intracellular protein transmembrane transport; protein transport by the Tat complex. Gene Ontology annotation, cellular component: TAT protein transport complex; membrane. Lineage: Eukaryota; Viridiplantae; Streptophyta; Magnoliopsida; Caryophyllales; Amaranthaceae. Gene Ontology annotation, molecular function: proton motive force dependent protein transmembrane transporter activity. The transcript is spliced from 4 exons. Bases 111 to 1154 code for a protein of 347 amino acids.
CAUAUAGCGGUAUAGCCUUCCUUAACCGUAAUUAUUUAAACAAAAUAAGCAUUGGUGGCAAAAUCUGUUUCUGAUAUUCUGGUGAUAUUGAGGACGCCUAAGCAAUAAGCAUGAGUGGUGGUGCUCUAAUGUCUCAGCUACAUCUCAAUAGCAGCGCCUGCUGUUUAAACUCUUUACCUCUCAAUUUAAAGCAUCGAAUUUUUCCCCAAUUUCUCCACUUAACAAACCAUACAGAAAAGUUCACUUUGUCUACUAAAAAAUCUCCUAGAAAUUGUAGGAGGACCGUUUGUUUUGCGGUUGAAGAUUUGAAGGAAAAUGAUCAAUUUUCAGGCAGUGUUGGUAUUAGCUCACCUUUUGAAGAUACACAAGAUGAACUUGUUAAUGUUGACCAAGAACGUAGACAGAGUGGUCUCUAUGAUUUUCUUUAUCCUAGUAAAGAUGAUCUACCUGAUGAUACGGAGAUGACUAUAUUUGAUCACCUAGAGGAGCUUCGUCAGAGAAUAUUUGUGUCAGUUUUGGCUGUUGGUGCAGCUAUUUUGGGCUGUUUUGCUUUCUCAAAAGAUUUGAUCGUGCUCCUUGAGGCCCCAGUUAAAGAGCAAGGAGUUCGUUUCCUGCAACUAGCUCCUGGCGAGUUCUUCUUCACGACAUUAAAGGUUUCAGGAUACUGUGGUCUUCUCCUUGGAAGCCCUGUGAUCCUCUACGAAAUUAUCGCAUUUGUGGUACCUGGUCUUACUAGGGCAGAGAGAAGAUUCCUGGGACCUAUUGUAUUAGGCUCUUCUGUACUGUUCUAUGCUGGUAUCACCUUCUCCUACCUUGUUCUCACCCCAGCAGCAUUGAACUUCUUCGUAACGUAUGCGGAAGGAGUUGUUGAAUCACUUUGGUCGAUUGAUCAAUAUUUUGAAUUUGUUCUUAUCCUGAUGUUCAGCACAGGCUUGUCUUUCCAGGUUCCAGUCAUACAACUUUUGCUGGGACAGACAGGUUUGGUUUCUGGAGAUCAAAUGCUCUCAAUUUGGAGAUAUGUUGUGGUUGGUGCUGUUGUCGCUGCUGCUGUGCUUACACCAUCAACUGAUCCCUUGACCCAACUGCUCCUGGCAGGGCCACUUUUAGGGCUCUAUCUUGGUGGUGCCUGGGUGGUGAAGUUCAUUGGGCGCUAGUUUUUCAACAAAUUACGUUAACGGCCUUUGCCAAUGUGGUUAAAUUUGUAUAGUUUAUAUAUCUUGUUUGUAUCAAUGUGUAACGGUUGUACUUACAAGAUGGAACUCAUGGAUUAUGCCAUAAGACAAUUUUGGGCAACAAGUUACAAUGUAUUCUGGCAUUCAAAUCCAACACAACUAGAUGCUCAAAUUUGUAUAUGUCCAUACUCGUUAAACUGUAAAUUUUCUACCAGCAAGAAUGACAAGUUUGUCAAAGAUCA